AUGCCUCCCCUAAAUACGACGCCGCAAACCCUCACUGGCGAUGCGCCCUCUCCUCCCCCUCCGCACCCAAAGAAACGUCCAAACGCUUUCACAAAACUCAUGUCCGUCUCCAAGAAAUCCAAACCCGCGCCGACUGCCGAAGACCCGCAACCCUCCAGCGCCCUCUCGCGCGCCAAAAACGCCGUAAAGGGCUGGGACCCAAGAAACGGCCUGGGCGUAUACCUGGAAAACCCAGAGACGAAUCCGGAGGGCAGGGUAGUCGAGUGGGAUGAGCAGUUUGUAGUUAUCCGGGAUAAAUUUCCAAAAGCUUCUGUACAUCUCCUGUUGAUCCCGCGAAACCCAGACCUAUACUUUAAACACCCACUGCACCUCCUCUCCUCAGAUACGGCGUUCCUAGCAGAUUGUCGGAAACGCGUUGAGCGUGUGAAAGCGCUCGCGGCGCAGGAACUUCGCAGGCAGUUCGGGCACGUGAGUGUGGCGGACAAGCCGUAUCAAAACGCGCUCGACGAGCUCAUGUGUGCGUCUGAUGGUUCGCCUACGGAGGAAAAAAUCGCUGCGCUACCGCAGGGGCGCGAUUGGAGCAAGGAGAUUGUGGCGGGCGUGCAUACGCAUCCGUCGAUGAAUCACUUGCACAUUCAUGUGUUUAGUCGGGAUAUGCACUCGGCCUGUAUGAAGCACAAGAAGCAUUAUUUGAGCUUCAACUCUAGCUUUCUUGUGCAGAUGGAUGAGUUCCCGCUGGAGGAGGGGAGUGAGCGGUUUGCGCCGGGCGACUGGCCCACCUGGGGCAUGAAGUGUUGGAGAUGCGACAAGGGCUUUGCGAACAAGUUUGCGCGGCUGAAAGAGCAUCUGGACGACGAGUUUGAGGAGUGGAAGAAGGAAUAG
Molecule: messenger RNA, 882 nt
Organism: Parastagonospora nodorum SN15
Lineage: Eukaryota; Fungi; Ascomycota; Dothideomycetes; Pleosporales; Phaeosphaeriaceae
Exons: 3
Coding region: 1-882 (293 amino acids)
Biological process (GO): double-strand break repair; single strand break repair
Cellular component (GO): nucleus
Molecular function (GO): double-stranded RNA binding; single-stranded DNA binding; mismatched DNA binding
Source: RefSeq, a predicted model, not a curated record